Molecule: messenger RNA, 1097 nt
Organism: Carlito syrichta (Philippine tarsier)
Lineage: Eukaryota; Metazoa; Chordata; Mammalia; Primates; Tarsiidae
Product: anaphase-promoting complex subunit 1
Exons: 8
Biological process (GO): protein K11-linked ubiquitination; metaphase/anaphase transition of mitotic cell cycle; anaphase-promoting complex-dependent catabolic process
Cellular component (GO): anaphase-promoting complex
Molecular function (GO): molecular adaptor activity
Source: RefSeq, a predicted model, not a curated record
AUGGGUUAUGACACUGACUGCUUAGCAUGGACCCAAAAUUUUGACUUUGAAGGAUCGCUUUCCCCAGUCAUCGCACCCAAGAAAGCAAGGCCUUCUGAGACUGGCUCUGAUGAUGACUGGGAAUAUUUACUGAAUUCAGACUACCAUCAGAAUGUGGAGUCUCAUCUUUUGAACAGAUCUUUAUGUUUGAGCCCUUUAGAAGUUUCACAGAUGAAAGAUGAGGAUUUUUCACAGAACCUCAGUCUGGAUUCUUCUAUACUUCUCUUUACUCACAUACCUGUGAUUUUUUUUGUUCUUCACCUUGUCUACAAGGAGCAUAAGUUGAAUACUCUAAUGGGAGAAGGAAUUUGUUCACUUGUUGACCUUCUUGUUCAUUUGGCAAGGGAUUUAAAAUUGGGGCCUUAUGUGGAUCAUUACUAUAGAGACUACCCAAUGCUUGUUAGAACUACUGGAAAAGUGCGCACGAUUGAUCAAGGUCAAACAGGAUUUAUGCAUCACCCAUCAUUUUUUACUUCUGAGCCACCAAGUAUUUAUCAGUGGGUGAGCUUUCGUCUGAAGGGUGAAGGAAUGCCACCCUAUCCUUACCUCCCUGGAAUCUGUGAAAGAAGCAGAUUGGUAGCCUUGAGUAUUGCACUCUACAUACUUGGUGACGAGAGCUUUGUUUCUGAUGAAGCUUCGCAAUAUUUAUCCAGCAUAACUAUAGGAUUCACUUUAAGAGAUUUGGAAACUCUUCCCUUUGGAAUUGCUUUUACCAUCAGAGAUAUAAUUUAUCACUGCUGCAAGCAGCCUGCUUCAGACUGGCUUGAAGUUGUCUGUCUCUUGAUUGGUCGUCAGGAUCUUUCCAAGCAGGCGUGUGAAGGAAACUUACCCAAAGGGAAAUCUGUGCUCUCAUCAGAUGUUCCUUCAGGAACAGAAACUGAGGAGGAAGAUGAUGGCAUGAAUGACAUGAAUCAUGAGGUUAUGUCAUUAAUAUGGAGUGAAGAUUUAAGGGUACAGGACGUGCGAAGGCUUCUUCAGAGUGCGCAUCCUGUCCAUGUCAAUGUUGUGCAAUACCCAGAACUCAGUGACCAUGAGUUCAUUGGAGGAAAAGAAAGCAG